CGAAAUCGUAACGUGAGCUGUCUUGUCUUGUGAUCGGUAUUUACUAUUUUGAAUCAAUCAAACCUAAUUAAUAAGGGAAAAAGUGUGAAAACCUUAGAAUUAGAACUUUAUAUAACUAAACAAAUACUGAUGUAGUUGUAUUUACAGUUAAAUAGUAAGAUUAAAGAUUGUUUGCCAGUACAAAAAAACCUCAUCAUGUCGCACAGCCAAAGUCGUUAGAUAAAAUCUGAUCAUGGAAGGAAAGUUAUACCAAAGAAGGCCAUCAAAUUGCGCCAAAGCAACAUCGUUUACUCUAGCAAUCGCCUACAAGUCGUCUUCCUCCAAAAAAGCAUAGUGAUCAUCGGUUAUGUAGUAUCGAUAGCUAUAAAUGCCGUUUAAUAUAGCAUAUGAUUGCCCAGUACUGGUGUCAAACCGUACAAACAAGAAGUGUGCGAAAAACGAUUCAGAGCUGAAAAGGAUAUAACGAACGGGAUCGACUGCACUCACAAAAUAUUUUGAUGAUUGUUUUAGUCUAAUUCCUCAACAUGUCCAAUCUCAUGAAUGACUAUCCACAUAGAUGUGCUGUAUGUGACAAAGGUUUCAAAAAACCUACGAAAUUGAAGAUUCACGAACGCGUUCAUUUAUGUGAGAAACCGUUCAGAUGCAUUGUAUGUGGUAGAGAUUUUAAAGUCCAGUCGACUCUUACCAGGCACAUGCACAUUCAUACGGGCAAAAAGCAUAAAUGCACCGAUUGCGGAAAAGAGUUUUCAACUAAGUCCUGGCUAUCUCAUCACAUGUCCGUUCAUACAGGUGAUUAUCGGUAUGAAUGUGAUGUAUGUGGCAAAGGAUUCACUGCAGCUAAACUUUUGAAAAUUCACGAACGUAUUCACACAGGUGAGCGUCCGUUCAAAUGCACGCAAUGCGAACAAGAUUUUACCAGUCAACGUUGUCUUGAUAGACACAUAAGCAGACAUACAGGCGAUCUCAAAUAUAAGUGUGAUGUGUGUGGCAAAAACUUUUAUAACCAUUCAAUUUUAAGAGAACACGCACGCAUUCAUACAGAUGAGCGUCCCUUCAAAUGCAACUUGUGUGACAAAGGUUUCAAGCAGAAAUUAGUUCUUUCACGACACAUGCGUGUUCAUAUGGGCGAGCGAUUUUUUGAAUGCACUAUAUGCAAGAAAAGCUUCGAUACGAAUUACCGCCUAGCUCAACACUCGCCUAUUCACAGGGGUAAAUACCGGCACCGAUGUGCUGUGUGCAACAAAGGCUACAAUGAAUUUGCCAACAUGAAGAGGCACGAGCUGACACAUGCAAGCGAGAGAUCGCUCAAAUGCACAGUGUGUAACAAAGAAUUUAAAAACGUGGGUGCUCUCACCAAGCACACCCGCUGGCGCAAGUGUGAGGUAUAUAAAAGUUCAAUUAGUGAAAAAGGUUUUACUUCGCCUAAUUGCCUAAAUCAGCACAUGUCCAUACACACCGGGUGACUAACGGCAUAAAUGUGAUGUGCGAGGAAAAGGAUUACACUAGGAGUUAUAGAUUUAUACUCUUUCUGGAUAUACAAAUAGACUCAUAGCGAGAAACCAUUCGACUGUACCGGUUUAGAAAGUUUUUCUUUGGGUUAACGUAAGCUAGGUCUCAAAUAGCAUGUAAUAUUUUCUAUAUUAUUUUAAUAUAAUAAAAUAUAGAAAGUCUAUAUAAAAGUCUGUUUUAUCCUGUGUUCGUCAAUUGAAGUAAAAAGUUUAUCAAUUUGAGUCAUGUUAUACCAAAAGUCAACAGGAUAAGAUUUAGUGCAAGCUUUUUUUUUUGGCCGCAGUAUUUGUUUUUCUUAGGAUUUGAUACUGGUAGCUGACACCUUUUUAACCAAUCCGUAAGCAUUGUUUUGCUUGAAUAUUCGUCGGUGUUGUUAUUUUUUCAAAUUUUAAUAAUUUUAAAAAGUAUUCAUUCAAGUUCAUUUUUUGAAAAUUUCCGGUAAAAAAAUUAAGAAUUGUAUUCGGCAUUUUUUUUCUCAUUUAAUUUAAUUUAUUUGUUCUAUUUUUCAUCUAAUUGAAGUUUGGAAAGGAUGGUAAAAUCAGUUUUCAUGUAUUGAAAGUACCUAACACUGCACCCUAUCAAGAAAAAAUGCGUCACAAAAGCCUUUAUUCACGCAUUGUUCUCCCUUAAAUGAUAUUUGCGCAAAAGUUCUAUUCCUAACAGCACCCACAGUUCACAGGAAGGGAAAAUGACGACACGAUCACAUGUUAAGCUUAAUUUCUUGCUUGAAUUAACGUCCAUAUUAGUUAAUUGUUAGAUUAUCGUUCGUUUUAGUUAUUUUUAGAAAGUGGAGGAAAAGCUUGGAAGAUCCUUUGAGAAUAUUUCAAUGGUUGUGAAGAGGACCGAUUAGCGAAAUUUAUCCAAUAUUCACAACUGGUUUUCGGAGUAUCAAAAACGCGUGUACACUAUUCAGGUUACUAAAACGAAAUAGGACUAUUCAUCCGGAAUUCAACUAUAU
Malaya genurostris is the source of this 2467-nucleotide messenger RNA. RefSeq names its product zinc finger protein 239-like. The record is from RefSeq and is a predicted model, not a curated record. Lineage: Eukaryota; Metazoa; Arthropoda; Insecta; Diptera; Culicidae. Bases 525 to 1463 code for a protein of 312 amino acids. The transcript is spliced from 4 exons.